UCGAUCUGAUAUGGCAAUGGCGAUCGACUGAUGCCGAUUGAUGCUCUUCGAUUUAGCUCCUGCCCUGCCCAGCGCAAAGCCGCUCACCAAACUCGCAGCCUAAACGAACCACGCAUCUAUCUACUUACUACCUUGCAAUUCCGAGAAUAGUCUGUCUAGGGUCGAGACAGCUGGGCAUCAUGAAGAUCAAAGCGCUCAGUCGGAGCAUUACCGCUCAGCAGGCGCCGGGAUCCGAUGUCCAGCGUGCGCCCCGAAACCUUGCCCCCGAAAUCCACCCCUUCGAGAGAGCCCGUGAAUACCAAAGAGCGUUGAACUCGGUCAAGCUAGAGCGCAUGUUUGCGAAGCCUUUCCUCACACAGCUGGGAAAUGGCCACGUCCAGGGCGUGUUCAGCAUGUGCAAGAAUAGCAGUUCUUUGAGCUCUAUGGCGUCGGGCGCUGCCGACGGUAUUGUCAAGGUCUGGAGCCUCACCUCACGAGAGGAGUCCUGGCACACCUCUGCACACGAAAACAUUGUCAAGGGGUUAACUUUCACCAAUGACAAUAAACUCCUGUCUUGCGGUACCGACGGCAUCAAGUUGUGGGAUCCGUACAACUCACCCAGCAGCUCCGCUCCGCUUGCUUCGUGGCAAGAAGGCGGCCCGUAUACGUCUCUCUCCUUCCACCGGUCUGCCAAUGUUUUUGCUGCUUCCUCAGGCGCCGGGUGCAUCAGCGUGUGGGACCUAGAGCACAGCACCGCCCCUCAGAAGAUACAGUGGCCAAACCACACCGAUACGAUUACCGAUGUCUGUUUCAACAAGGUCGAGACCUCGAUUAUCGGGUCUGUCGCCAGCGACCGCUCCAUAAUUCUCUUCGAUCUGCGGACAAACAUGCCCGUCUUGAAAACCGUGCUCAAGUUCGCGUCCAACCGCAUCGUCUUCAACCCCAUGGAAGCGAUGAACAUGGCUGUGGCCUCAGAAGAUCAUAACAUCUAUCUAUUCGACGCAAGGAAUUUCAGCAAAGCCCAGAACAUCCAAAAAGGUCACGUUGCUGCCGUAAUGGACGUUGAGUUCUCUCCCACUGGCGAGGAGCUUGUUAGCGGCUCUUACGACCGCACCAUCCGGAUAUGGCGCCGUGACCAGGGUCAAUCUCGUGAUAUCUACCACACAAAGAGAAUGCAGAGGGUCUUCCGAACCAUGUGGACUAUGGACUCCAAAUACCUCCUUAGCGGGAGCGACGACGGCAACAUCCGCUUAUGGCGUGCCAAUGCCUCGGAGAGGAGUGGGGUCAAGUCGACAAGGCAGCGAGAAGCCCUCGAGUACAACGAGGCCCUGACCGAGAGAUACGGCCACAUGCCCGAGAUCCGCCGCAUCCGCCGCCACAGGCACGUCCCCAAGGUGAUCAAGAAGGCCGGCGAGAUCAAGCGCGAGGAGCUAGGCGCCAUCAAGCGGAGAGACGAGAACGAGAGGAAGCACUCGGCCAAGAAGUUCGAGAAGCGCAAGGGCGAGAGAGAAAAGGUCAUCCUCGCCAAGGAGCAGUAGGCGGCAGCCUGCGGGCCGUAGACUGCGGCGCUUGGUCCUGGUCUAUAGAUGUUUUGCAUUGGGCGGCGUUUGGGGUGAAUAAGACAAAAGAGCUGGCCGUCGUGUCUGGAUGCUUAACCGUUUGGUCUGGCAUGUGGAAUUUGAUACCAUCAUUGACGGGCGUUACCAGUGCGCAAAUCUCAAAAGGGGCUACUGUGAUUUCUAGGCAGCGAUCUAGCCAUACAAGAGAAAAUGAUAUACUAUUUGCACAAAUCAG
Molecule: messenger RNA, 1773 nt
Organism: Lasiosphaeria miniovina
Lineage: Eukaryota; Fungi; Ascomycota; Sordariomycetes; Sordariales; Lasiosphaeriaceae
Product: WD40-repeat-containing domain protein
Exons: 12
Coding region: 180-1517 (445 amino acids)
Biological process (GO): maturation of SSU-rRNA from tricistronic rRNA transcript (SSU-rRNA, 5.8S rRNA, LSU-rRNA)
Cellular component (GO): nucleolus; small-subunit processome
Molecular function (GO): protein binding
Source: RefSeq, a predicted model, not a curated record